This is a messenger RNA of Nylanderia fulva, 2259 nucleotides long. RefSeq lists its product as uncharacterized. NCBI's taxonomy places the organism in Eukaryota, Metazoa, Arthropoda, Insecta, Hymenoptera, Formicidae. The record is from RefSeq and is a predicted model, not a curated record.
GAAAAAAUUUGAGAUGAUGCAUGUAGCAUUUAUUAUAAAAAAGUGUUCGUCUUGUCCAUCAAACUUCUAUAUCAUGUCUCAUUUCUAAUAUGCAUAUACGCUAUUGCAUAAUUAAUUAUGUUCAGAGGAAUACAAUGAAAAAUGAGUUUAUAUAAUUCUCCUAAGCUUACCUUGAACUUAUGUUCAACCGGUUUCACCGAAUCGCAUUUAAAAAGCUAUACAUGCAAAAUCUGAUGCUUAUAGUUGUUUAUCGAUCAGCGUGCAUAAUAUAAUAUAUACUUUAGGUGGCGUUAGAAUGAAUCAUACAACACGAGACUCCACGAGUCAGUUUAUUUUCCUAUCAACAAUAUUUCACUGUUACUUCUUAUCUCAAAAUUCUUUCUGCCAGAUAUUCGACCUCUUUCGAUAAUCAGAUAUUAGUCUUCGAUAUUCAACUUUAUUGUCUAAUCAUCAAUGCAAUUUUAUUGUCUAAUAUUACAAUAUCUGUAAUAUAUAUGUGUAUGUGUCUUCCUCAGGCAUAAUUUUCACACAGAUCUUAAGAUCUAUUAUUCAAUUCCCAAUUUCAUAUAUAUAGAGAUAUUGAUUAGAUUGCUUUUUAAUUCAUAUUUUUUGAUCCGUCUUCCUUAGAUUCAAAUAUCAAACUCAGAAAAUCUAUGCUCGAAGAAAAUAAAAAUAAAAUCACUGUCCUACUAUCUCGUCCGGGAAAAACUCAGUUAACUAACGUGGGGGUUUAACUCAAUUAUGUUUCUUUAUUCGUGCGGCCUUUUUCCUCGGGUUUCCCGGUAAAGUUCACGCCGGCCGAUAAAGAAUCUUUCAUGUAUGUAUAUAUGCCCCAGAGACGGUGCAUUCGGAAUAUCCGUGGUAUAAACUGGUAGGAACGUGGGUGAUAAAGUGGUAGGGAGUGGACGCUAUAAAAGGUGCGCGCGCCAAACUAUGAGGUCAUACUCAGUCAGAACCUUGUGGAGGAAACACGUUGAUAUAUCAAGAGAGAAACAGAGAGCUCUAUUCAGUUGAAGUAAAGUUUGCGAGUUGCGCGAGUUUGCAUCAGAAUCAAAUCGAGUGAAAGCGGAGCGAGAGAAAGCCGCCAGUGAUUCAGUGAAGAAGCUAAAGCUGUAAAAUUAUACUUUCAACAAAAGUUGAAGCUAAUUCGUCCAACGGGUACCAACGAGGAUUCGAAAAUUCCUACGUUCAGUGAAGUGUGCAAAAGAGACGCAUUGAGGAUUAAUCCACCGAACGAGGACCAAAAGGAGAAAUUGCUGACCGAUAUGACUCGUUGCCAGGAAUCGCAAGUUUAUCACGCCCAGCCCACGAUGACCGACAGCGGAAAAUCAUCAUGGUGCGAGGAGACGCACCGCUACGGAAGCACCAUCAUAUGCGGCAUGUUGCCGACCCUAAGGGAGCUAGCUUCCAGAGGCUGCAAUAGCCGAGGAAGCAUUUGCCUCGUGCCUAUCAACAUCGAGAUGGAUGCAGCCAGUCACCUUCAAAUGACCCUUCUCGAGGCUUAUUGCCGGGAGAUAGGAAUCAAGGUGUUGAGCGUGUCCAAGGAGACAAUAGAGGCCCAUUUGUGCCCAGGUGACACGGAUCUGUCAUGCGUUCUGGUUACGAACGACGAUCCAUUUUUCAUGCCGAAGCUACCGAAGUGAAACUUGAACACUCAUCCUUGAGAAAGUUGAAAUUUAAGGACCGAAAAUUACGUGCGGUCUUUUAUCGAAGAAGACCGUCUCCGCAUCGAGGAAAUCUGCAUCGGAAGACAAAGGAGGAAGCUUUGUUUAAGCAUGCGAUGUGUCCUACGUGUCCUACUAACGAGGCUGCUGAUGAUGGACAUUUUAUAUUGUAAACAGCGAGACAUAUUCAUCUAUCCAUCUCGCUAUUAAGUCUGUUCUCUUCCGUCUGUCUUCAAAGCACUUUUCUCAAUCUUCCUCUUUCUCCCUUUUUCCUACAACUAUUUGAGAAAAGUGUCAAGCAGCUGAAAAGAGCAGACCUAUUAUCGUUAGACCAUGAUUAUGAACAUGAUUAUGACUUUGUACCAAGCGAGUGAUGUUUCACUUGAUGAUUGUUGAAUAAGAAAUAUUGAUUAAUGUAAUAUGUAUAUUCUUCAAUGUACAAUUCAGUGUACAAUUCAAUGUACAGUUUGUCGCGAGACAAACUAAUCUGCGUUGUGUAUGCUUUGUAAAAAUCGACAGCCGAAGCGUUGUCGAAUAAAAAAGAUUUUAUAAUACCAUCUCAUUGAUAAUAAAAGAUUACAUGAUAUUUUAACAA